AAAAGAAGAUAAACUCGAGCAAUCAACAAAAUAAAAUAAAAUAAAAUAAAAUGACGAUUAUAAAAUAAAUAGAUGCCCAACGCUGUAGCACAGGGGCUUUCCAUUGCCCAAUUAAAAUGUAUUUAUAUAUUUAUUUCAUUAGAUUUAUACCAGUGAAUCCAUCCAAUCCAUGAAUAAAGUUUUUAUUGUUUUGAGAAUGAACUUGGAUAAAUGUAUUUUAAGAAUAAAAAUAUUGAGAUUAUUUGUAAUAAUUGGCACAUUUUCAACGGUGGUAGUGUUUUUAAUCUAUUCAUUACCAAACGAUGAAAGAGAAACUGUAACAAAAUUCAACCAAGGAUUUUUUAGCACAUGGCCGAAACCAGCAUCACGUGGAAAUCAAAAAAGUAAUCAACUCGGCGCAGACAUUUCUAAUCAGUAUAUUGUGAAAAAUACAUUUAUAAGAGAUCGUAUUAAAUUGAAUAGAGAGCAUACAUCGCAUGCCAAAAUUAAACGUCUCACAGUGAAUCGAUUGCAAAAUGAUGAUACAAUACUUCUGGUUAAUGCAACAAAAAAUCUUCCAAGGCAUUCAGCUUCCAAUGUCCACAUUUUCUAUACAAUUCCGGUAAAAUGGAGUCAACAAACAACCGGAUUUUGGCCACUGCUCGGAACAUAUGCACCAGAUAAUCGAACGUUGAGACAUCAUUUCAAAAAUAUCCAACUGACGGGAGCAAAUGUUUUGAUUGUAACCUGGUCGCCGUCAGUUCAAGAAGAAUUGCUAAGGCAUUUAUUUGAUCAAGCGCAAAAUUUUGAUAUUCAGAUCGCCAUUGAAAUUGAUUCCUAUCCCAAUCGAACAAUUUCAUCUAUUUUCAAUGAUAUUCAGUAUUUUUACAAUGAAUUUUGGGAGCACCGAAGUCUAUAUAAAGUAUUUGUCAGUUCAAAAAAUUCUUAUUUACCGAUGUUUUACAUAAAAAAUGUCGAAAGUCAAACAUCAAUCGAUUGGAAGAAAUUGUUGUCAUCGGAUGGUGAAAUUUCAUUGCGAAAUAGUUUUCAUGAUGCAGUUUUUAUCGGCCAUAUUAGCACAAAAAAAGACGUAUCUCUCAUUAAGGUGGCCAAUUUCAAUGGUUUUUAUAGUCGUUCGGUGAGCAAUGGUGCCACAUAUGCGUCCACAUGGAAGUAUUGGUCUGAAUUGAAAAAAACAGCCGAAAAAUUUCAUUUAAUUUUUUUGCCGACGGUUGGACCAGGCUAUGACGAAAAACAACCAAAGACUGUUAGCAGACGACGACAUCGUACAAAUGGUCAAUACUAUGGUGUUGGUUGGCGUACGGCAAUUGCCAUCGGUGCAGAAUUUAUCAACAUUGCCAGUUACAAUGAUUGGCUUUCAGGCACCCAGAUCGAAGAAGCAAUACCUCGAAUUGGAUUCAAAGACUACAGUCCAGGGACACCAUAUUUAUAUAUUGAUUUAACUCGAUAUUGGAUCCAUGAAUACAUCAAAUCAUGGCAAACGGAUACAAUGAAACGUAUGAUCGAUAUUAAAAUCUGCAAUAGUUCCAUACUGUUUGCUAACUGCGAAAAGAAUUUUUGAGCCAAAUCAUGACCUGCUUUCUAACAUUAGUUGGAACGAUUGGACUUUUUUAAAUUUUGAAAUUCUAAUCUGUUAAAACUCAAAUAUAUCCCAUGCUAUAGCUCAACAAAAUACAUUUGUGAUUCACAUUUGUACAAUAAUUCACUUCAUUGCGGCUUGUGAAGUUAACCGAAGCAAUUGCUUGCAGCAAAAAUGGAAGAUAAUAUAUUUUAUUGUUUACAUCAUAAAA
Molecule: messenger RNA, 1790 nt
Organism: Contarinia nasturtii (swede midge)
Lineage: Eukaryota; Metazoa; Arthropoda; Insecta; Diptera; Cecidomyiidae
Product: glycoprotein endo-alpha-1,2-mannosidase
Exons: 4
Coding region: 170-1561 (463 amino acids)
Cellular component (GO): Golgi apparatus
Molecular function (GO): alpha-mannosidase activity
Source: RefSeq, a predicted model, not a curated record